AUGAGCUCCUCUCCGCUGGUGUCCCGAGCUAACAUGGACAUCCUGGAUGAGCUGCAGCUGAUCGCAGCCCAGAACCUGGAGAGGCUGGAGGUCAACAAGUACUACGAGGUGAUCAGGGAGCUGGGCAAAGGCACCUAUGGCAAGGUGGACCUAGUCAUCCACAAGAUCAGAGGCACAAAAAUGGCUCUGAAGUUCCUGAAGAAGAAAACCACCAAGCUGAAGUCGUUUCUGCGGGAGUACAGCAUCUCGCUCUACCUGUCUCCCUGCCCCUUCAUCAUCAACAUGUUCGGCAUCGCCUUUGAAACCGACGAAUACUUUGUGUUCGCACAGGAGUACGCUCUGGCAGGAGACCUCUUCGAUAUCAUUCCUCCACAGGUUGGUCUUCCAGAGGCAGUGGCAAAGCGCUGCGUGCACCAAGUAGCCAUCGCUCUGGACUACCUGCACUGUAAGAAGCUGGUCCACAGGGACAUCAAGCCCGAGAACAUCCUCAUUUUUGACAGAGAGUGCCGCAAGGUCAAGCUGUCCGACUUUGGCAUGACCCGCCGAGCUGGCUCGCCCGUGAAAAGAGUGAGCGGCACCAUCCCCUACACGGCCCCGGAACUCUGCGAUGUGUCCCGCCACGAGGGCUUCUGCGUGGACUACAGCACCGACGUCUGGGCCUUCGGCGUGCUGCUCUUCUGCAUGCUGACCGGCAACUUCCCCUGGGAGAAGGCGCUGCCCUCCGACUCCUUCUAUCAGGAGUUCAUCCGCUGGCAGAGGAGGAGGACGAACACGGUGCCGUCCCAGUGGAGGCGCUUCACCGAGCAGGCCCUCCGCAUGUUCCGCCGGCUGCUCUCCGUGGAGCAGGACCGCCGCUGCUCCGUCAAGGAGGUGUUCGGCUACUUCAGCCACUCCUGGAUGCUGGACACGGAGAACAACAACAACAACGGCGAGGUGAAUGGCACCACCUCAUCGUCGUCUUCGGGCGAGGAGGAUGAGGAGCUGCUGGUGGAGCGGAUGAAGCAGCAGACUCUGUCCCCUCUCUCUCCCAUGUCGCCUGUGGCGGUGGAGCGGGGGAGCGGCGGCGGCGCCAAGGGCGGGUUGAUGGAACAGGUCAACGGCCACCAUUUCGUGCCCGUCUCCACCAACAGUUCAGUGUCGUCCACCAACAGCUACGAUCGAAUGCCGCGAGAGAGCAGUUCACCGGGCGGCCGCAUGCUGGUGGCCACGCCCAUCGAGAUCUGCGUGUGA
Messenger RNA from Limanda limanda (common dab), 1230 nucleotides. It is a transcript of the gene bsk146, whose product is annotated as brain specific kinase 146. The coding region runs from base 1 to 1230 and encodes 409 amino acids. NCBI's taxonomy places the organism in Eukaryota, Metazoa, Chordata, Actinopteri, Pleuronectiformes, Pleuronectidae. Gene Ontology annotation, biological process: peptidyl-serine phosphorylation; peptidyl-threonine phosphorylation. The transcript has 5 exons. The record is from RefSeq and is a predicted model, not a curated record. Gene Ontology annotation, molecular function: protein serine/threonine kinase activity; ATP binding.